AUUUCACAGAAAACAAUUUAAAUUUUUGGAACAUUUGUAGUGCUCACUGCUUAUGCAUGGAAAAACAGUUUGCCAAUUUGGUUGCAAUCGAUAGCAAUUGGUUAAAUACACCAUCUGCUAAGGAUUACAUUGCUUCAUUAUUACAUCAGAAUGAAAGAAGACACUUCGGACUUCUUGAACGACCUUCACUAUCCCCAAGCAAGGACAUCGACAUUAUAAAAUACAAGGUUUUUCUCUGUGGUAAGUCUGGUGGUGGUAAAACUGCAACUGUGGCAAAUAUCAGUGGCUGCGGUAUACCAAAGACUGUAAACGAAACUGGUGGAAUUGAAACAACCAUUAUAUAUUGGCCCGCUCGAUUGCUUUCAACAGGAAAACUUGUGUUCUUUUGUCUCCAAUUUUGGGACGUAGGAGACCAUGCAGUUAAAAAAUUUGAUCACAUUCUACCAUCAUGUGUAUCUAAUGUUGAUUGUAUAAUGCUUAUUUUUUCUCUCACUGAUCGAAGCAGUUUUCAUGAAAUUCCACAAUUACUAAACCAGCUACCUGCUACUGAUGAAAGACCACCUGUUCAUAUUGUGGUGGCAACAAAAAAAGACCAGUUUAUCCACAGUGAUGUUUCUGAAAAUGAAAUGUUAAAAUUUUCCCAGUUAAGAAACAUUCCAAUUUUUAAAAUGAGAAACAAAACAACUUUAAAAGGAAAAGAACAUAUCUUUGAGAUUUCCUCUUUCAUGAACAGACUUUGUGACUUGUUAUUGCAGAGAGAUCAAAAGAUGGCUGAAAGUGUGACGAGAGAAGUUCAGUAAUUUUUUAAGUUUUGGUCCACAACAUAGGUUUUUUCGGUGUAUGUGUUUAUAUUAUAUUAACCUUUAUCUUUUAUGUUUGUACAGAUUGUACAGUAAAGAUUAUAUAUAUAUAUAUAUAUAUAUAUAUAAUAUAUACUAUUAUUAAAUAAAACAUUUCUGUAUUAUACUUACGCCCCACAAUCUAUUAACAGUUGCAACUAGACACUGUAAUUUAAUGUGACUUUUUUUUAAAAAAGCAUGAGAUAGUAGUCAAUUAGAAUAUUCACUGUUGGUGUUAGCUAUAAACACCAUUUUGUUUGUAGUCGCAUGCUUUUCAGGUUAUAUAUUUAUUAUAUCUCAUAGGACAAAAUGUAAUACUAGUUGCCCAUAUAGCUAUAUUCUGACGUAGUUAUGUUUAAUACAUUGAUCAGUUGUGCAAAUUGAUUGUAAUUUGGGAAAAGUAUUUUUAUUGGCAAGGUUCAAGUGAUGAAGUGAACCCUGUUUACAACCUAAAUGUCCGUCACAAGUUUUAUACUAGACAACUAUCCACUUUUAG
This is a messenger RNA of Ciona intestinalis (vase tunicate), 1335 nucleotides long. Its product is annotated as ciliogenesis and planar polarity effector 2-like. The record is from RefSeq and is a predicted model, not a curated record. Gene Ontology annotation, molecular function: GTPase activity; GTP binding. NCBI's taxonomy places the organism in Eukaryota, Metazoa, Chordata, Ascidiacea, Phlebobranchia, Cionidae.